Molecule: messenger RNA, 2358 nt
Organism: Yamadazyma tenuis ATCC 10573
Lineage: Eukaryota; Fungi; Ascomycota; Pichiomycetes; Serinales; Debaryomycetaceae
Source: RefSeq, a predicted model, not a curated record
ACCGCCAACUCUUAUUAUUCUCAUGGCUGACAAGUUUGGUAGACACAAAUCCGCCCGGUGGGUGCGAGCCUCUGUCCCGUCGUAUGGAGAUGAAUGGAAUGACGAUGAGUAUGACUACAGCAGCGGCUCCGACUCAUCGAAUCAUGUCACCUCCCCAGAUAUAAAUAACGUCGUGGCAGAGAGAUUCGUACUUCCCGAACAUCAAUUAGCACCACAAACUCAAAAGUCGCCUUCUGGUAGCCCCCAGAAGAAGCCGGAUGAAAAGCUCGUGCUUUCUAUCGACAAAAUGCAAACGGAAGAUUCAGACUCAGACGAUGACCAUCAGCUGAAUCACGAAAGACCUCCAUCAAAAAUGGGGCUUCAUGACGACAAUGGAACCAUCAAACAAACCAUCAUUUCACACCCACAGCCGGUGGACCAAAAUAUUGGCCCGGACUUGGAGCCUCCAACCCCAAACUUCACUCUGGCCACAGUACCAGCACCGUAUACUCCUGAGACCCCAUCAUCAGAGCAAAGCUUUCAAUCUGACGCUGAUUCGAUCCAGAACGAAACUGCAUUGCGUGUAGCUGACCACAGCCGUAUUGGUCUGCUGGUUGAUAAGGCAUCUCGCUUGGGUGACCAAGAUGUAAUUGCAGAAGGUCAACCAGCCGAGUCUAAGCUUGAAGCCGAAGCCAAUGCUCCGUUGGUGUUAUCCAUUGACGGGCGAAACUUCGAGAAUUCUGACUCUGAAACUGACCAGGAUGAUCCCAUUCCGUACUACGAGAAGAGGUUUGAUGCUGAUGCUGCUACCGAAACAGCCCUGGAAAAUGAACAGGGCAAUGAGACUUUCGAUUCACUUAUUCAGGACUUGCAAAAUGCGUCUAUGGUCUCUAGUGCUGGCAAUGGAUCAGGUGACCGUGAAAUGUUGCCUCCAAUUGACACAAAUGUCUCUUUACCCGACUUUGAAAAUGAAUACAGCUACUACGACUACGGCUACGAUGACGGAGACCAGAGUGCCGAGGUUACACCCAUUGCUCCUCUCGCUACUAAGGACGAACAGAGAAUACAUCAACAAUAUGUCCAAGGGUUGACAGGACAUAAGCCAUCGGUGCGUAAACCUCCUAUGGAUGUGCAAAUACCGGCUAGCGAGUCGUUAGGACCUGCGAGUGACACAGAGACUAUUGAAGAAGAACCCAGUGACCAUGAUACUACUGAACCCGAUACCACUCCAACAGAGACAGAAGCUCCAGAAUAUCCAGACGUCAAGACUCCAGAGUCAAGGCUUCCUCCACAAGAACAAGGCGGUGAACUACAUCCGGUAGCUUCAUCAGGGUCAUUAUCCACGGGAAAGCUUUCUUUUGACCAACGUGGAGAGUCUUUCGAACCUCCCUCUUCUGAGAAGGAUCUCAACAGAAGAGACUCCACCAUGAGUACCAACACAUUCUCAAUGGGAGCAUGGAAGCCAAAUACCAAUAACUUCAGAGACAGAUUCAUAGGAGACAACGACAACGAGUCUGCUUUCAACUUCAACAUGGAAGACCUGAACGCCGGGUAUCAGCGGUUCACAAAACCAAGAAAUGUUUCAGACAAUAUGUCGAUGCUCAGUGCUCCUUCAAUACCGGAGACAGUCGAUGUUGCAUUACCCAGUAUUCACGAGGACUCAGAUUUGGAUGAAGAAGACGAGUUUCAAGACAAUACUUUCGGUAGUGGUACAAACACCUCUGAUGGCAGUGCGUCCAACGAACGUGGUAUUUCCAACAGCUCGCUCUUAAGUAGUCAUGAGUACAAUGAAGGAAAGUUCAACGAGCAGAUGAGCUCACUGGAUUCGGUGGUUAAGACCAAAGCCCAAAGGUAUACCAGUCUUCUCUCCCCAGUUGCAGACAACGAAGGUCAAUCCAACCGGUCGAUUUCUGAAAGUGAAAGUACAAACUCAAAUACCCCCAGCGGGGAUAUUGACGUUUCUACCGUUACCAUUUCUACAAGAAAGACUUUCCCACCUAAUUCUUACCCUGUUUCGAACUGGAAAACCAUGAUGAAACCGUCACAGCCUCAAGAUAGAAUCAAAUUGUUGAAAGAGGCUUUGAUGAAGGAGUAUGCUUAUGACACUGGCUUACAGACCUGGCUACACGAGACCCUUACCAAGUCUGACAACUCCUCCAACAUGCACAUUGGUGAAAUCGCUUCUCAGGCAUAUCAAAACGCUGCGCAUAAUGAUUUGAGAAGACAUGUUUCGAUAAGAAGCCGAGUUUCUAGUGUCAAGGAUAAGGUGGAGACCGGAGGGUUACAUGCUUCGAACUUGGGUAAGAAAUUCUUCAGUAGGAGUAAGAAACUUAUGAGAUCUACUUAGCCUUGUUAUACGUUUUAUUUGACUGCGAAAAA